Molecule: messenger RNA, 1293 nt
Organism: Anopheles marshallii
Lineage: Eukaryota; Metazoa; Arthropoda; Insecta; Diptera; Culicidae
Gene: Dronc
Product: caspase Dronc
Exons: 4
Coding region: 1-1293 (430 amino acids)
Biological process (GO): proteolysis; regulation of apoptotic process
Molecular function (GO): cysteine-type endopeptidase activity
Source: RefSeq, a predicted model, not a curated record
AUGAACAACAGGGAUCGAGCCAUUAUUUACAGCAAUUUGGAAAAACUUGUGAACAACACUAACUAUAAUGCAUUGCGUUCUGAAUGCAUACAACGAAAUAUGCUCUCGCAGACAAUGGCGUCCCGUAUUGAGAGCAUGGCUCAAGAUGAAAUCUCUCGGCAUAAAAAGUUGUUCGAAAAGAUUACCAAACGUGGUCCAAAAGCGUUCGAUACGUUGCUGAGCAUAUGUCAGCAGAUGUUUCCCAUAGCUUAUUCUAUACUGAAACCUUCUUCGAACGACCAUCAAAUGCAUUCCACGCACAAUCCUCAACGUGUACGAUCGGUCAGCUGCAAUGUGGCCCCAAAGGUGUACUCAUACCGGGGUCCAGGCGAUGUAGAAGAUGGCAAAAUUAGCAACCUCGCGUCAACCACGCUGGUCGAGGAAAGCAAACACGUCUUGCAAGUUUAUCCUGACAUCCUGCCAACCUCUUUCUCUGUUAAGCUAUCCGCUGGACCAACAGAAACGCACCCAAAAGUUCCGGCAUAUCCAAUGAAGAGUCGCAACCGGGGCGUGGCCUUCAUUGUGAAUGUGAUCACCUUUGUGAAAGACGUUCAUCCUAAAAGAAACGGGGCAGACAUCGAUGGAAGGAAUUUGAUUUCGGUAUUCCAGCAGCUUGGAUUCGUUGUAUUCUAUUAUGAGGACAUUACGAUGGGUGAUUUGAAAGAACUGUUGGUGCAGUUGAAGGAUUCCGAAUACUUGUCCUGCGAUUGCUUUGCCUUUUACAUUCUCUCUCAUGGAGAUCAUCGAAAGGGCAGCGAUUACAUUUUCCUGCAUGAUAAUUCAAUCCUACGCGUCGAAGAUCUUUUAACGGAGUUCAAUACCGUUAACUGUACCAAAUUGAUCCGUAAACCGAAAUUGUUUUUCAUUUCUAUUUGUCGCGGAGUUCAAUCCGAUUUGGGAUCGUAUCGUUUAUCAACAAAUACGGAGCGCGAUGGUAUGAUUGACUUGAAGAAACCAUUACCGUCAAACAUUGCCACUUACUGUGACAUGCUGGUGUGUUACGCGACUGUACCAGGAUUUGCCGCACAUCGAGAUACCAACACGGGAUCAUGGUUUGUCGAAAGUAUGUGCAAAAUUUGGUCCGAGCACGCACACGAUACGGAUGUAGAGAUUCUAAUGAAGCUGGUAGGCGAAUAUGCAGCCACGUACCGCACAGAGGCCGCUGCAUUGCAGACCAUCUGCACCGAGCAGAGAGGAUUUUUCAAGCAACUGUACUUAAAUCCUGGCUAUUAUGAGUUUCCGGCAGAAUUGUGA